Messenger RNA from Brugia malayi, 699 nucleotides. RefSeq names its product survival motor neuron domain containing protein, putative (gene Bma-smr-1). Lineage: Eukaryota; Metazoa; Nematoda; Chromadorea; Rhabditida; Onchocercidae. The transcript is spliced from 6 exons. Bases 1 to 699 code for a protein of 232 amino acids. The record is from RefSeq and is a predicted model, not a curated record.
AUGAAUACAGUGGAAGAUCUCGGGAGUUAUAAGCUUCAGCUUCAACAGGUGGAAGCAGCACUCCUAACUGAACCAGAUAACGAUGAGCUAUCAAAGUUGAAAGUCGACUUGCAGGAAAUUAUUGCACUUCAAGAAGAACUGACAUCACCAAUAGUCGAACAACCAACCAGUACGACUUCUGACGAUGCUACUAAAAAUCCUUGGAAGGUGGGAGAUCAAUGCAUGGCUCCAUCUUCAAAUGGACAAAAAUAUUUAGCAGUAAUUGAUGGAUUUGCACAAGAUAAUGUUGCCGUUACACUCGUCGGUAAAGGAACAAAAGCCAUGGUUAACGUGAAUAAUCUAAGUGCAGUUCCGAAAGAUGAUGGAAAAAUGUACGUUUGGGAAAAAUCAACUAAAAGCAUGCGUCAUCGCAAAAGCGAAUGGCAGAUGGAGCGUGAAAGACGGCGACUACGAGCACUCAAAAAAGAGCACCGAAAAAAGGAACUAGAAGAAGCAAAGGAGGAUGAGAAGAGGAAGUGGCUUUCUUUUAAUGCAAAAGCAGCAAGUCGAAGCAUGAAAGGAUUUAAACGACCUACAGCAUCGGGAUCAGCUCCAGAUGGACCAGCUUGGGGUAUUACGUCACAGACGAGGAUAUCAUCACGACAAGAUCUCGGUGCCUUCAAAUCAACGCAACGUGGAAAUAUGGAUUCAUUGUUUUAA